Messenger RNA from Suillus subaureus, 1194 nucleotides. RefSeq names its product membrane bound O-acyl transferase family-domain-containing protein. The transcript is spliced from 4 exons. The coding region runs from base 1 to 1194 and encodes 397 amino acids. Lineage: Eukaryota; Fungi; Basidiomycota; Agaricomycetes; Boletales; Suillaceae. The record is from RefSeq and is a predicted model, not a curated record. Gene Ontology annotation, biological process: lipid metabolic process.
AUGCGUUUACCGUUUUACAUUCAACUUCCCUUUCUUACCUUGCAGAUUUUCCUUUUCCUUGACCCAUCACCUCCAUGGAACUUAUUUGGUGCCGUCGCUAUCGCCUUGAUCUGCUGGCUCAUCAUUAGCCCGAGCGUGUUUGUGAGCUGGAAUAUUGACACUGGCGUCGGCUACGUAGACUACAUGUUAGGAUCCACUAUCGCGAGCUAUGCUGUGCACAGUUUUUAUUUGCUCUCAUUGGGGAGGCCAUUGAAGUCUAUAAAGAAUGGGGACAAAUUGAAAGUGCACGAACAUUGGUGGAAAAGGAUCCUCCACGUUGCGCAUGUCAUGCAGUCCCCGAGGGGGGUUGGAUGGAACUAUCAGGUUAACAACGUCCCUGCUGCCCCACGACAACCCAGACGCUCGUUCAUCCUCACUUCCUCCCUGCGUGCCGCCUGCCAUGCAGUCCUCUUUGAAGUCGCGCGGCUGUAUGUUUGGUACAACCCUGCGUGUUCAUCGGUUACGGUCGAGACGCGAAGCUAUGUUGCACGGUGUGCUGACACCAUUGCAUUCAUCGGGCUAACAUACUGGGGCUUGAACGCUGGCUACUUCGCAAUGGCAGCGGGGAGUGUUGCGCUCGGACUGCACGAGCCGAGAAUGUGGCUUGACUUAUUUGGGUCUUGGCGAGAUGCGUAUACCGUUCGACGAGCUUGGGGGAGGACGUGGCAUCAGACCUUGAAAUGGUUCCUCGCCCCUCUUGGUAAAGCGACAUCAUCUGUCCUUGGGUUCAAGCGUGGUACAUCAAGAUCAUUGUAUGCACAGGUUUAUGUCGCGUUCUUAUUAUCGGGCCUCGUACACACAGGAGGGGAUAUCGUGCUCUCUGGAUCCACCACCACUGCUGCAUCACGGCCGUUGUUCUCGAUGCCAUUCUUUUUCUCGCAAGCAGUCGUUAUUACCUUUGAAGACGGGUUGAUCCGGAUUGCCAGACGACUGGGAGUCAAGGAUAGCGCGUGGACGAGAGCCUUGGGGUUUGUCUGGGUCGCGGUAUGGUUCGGAUGGUGUGUGCCCGGAUUUGUCGAGAAUAUGAUCAGGGCGGGUGGGGGGAUAAGGAAGUCUGCCAGCAGAGAUAUGGGCCCCAAUUUGGUGCAAGCUGCGAUGAUUAGAUUGUUUGGAUUUGAUAUCGGGGAGUUUGCUGAAUCAUGGUUUGGGGCAUGA